AUGGCAUCUACUUCGUCUGCAAAACCAACCGUUGACAAUCUCAGGGGGUUGCAGUUCAACCUCACCAUCUCCGAUGAGUGGUUUUCACUCACAACAGAUGCCAAGAUUGCGGCAUGCGUGGAAAUUCGAGAACGUGCUCUGAUCGGAAUAGGUGAACUUAACGUCUAUGAUCCUGAAACCCCCUGUCUACGCCUUGGGGGUAGGAAUGCUCGACCUAUUCACACCCCAUCCGCAAAGCGGAUAGGCCUGGAUGUGUAUCAACACUCAGGUCCUCGCCGUCUCACAACUGAGAUGGCUCUCAACCUCGUCAUUCGCCCAUCAUGGGUUGCAAACGAAACCUGGCCUCGCCAGAUCACCCAUUCUAAUUACGAAUCACUCCCACACAUCAAGUUCAAUGACCUUGGUGAGAAGGCCGCCAACGCAGGCCAAGUCCAUGUGAUCAAUGGACAACACAGAAUUCAAGGAUUGCGCUAUGCAUAUGGCAUGGCAAAAGCUGAAUUAGAGCGCCUUCGUGAAAUAAUCGAGGCACAGGAGGAAGGGAAACAAUCAGAUGAUGACAAGGCUGCCUAUGAUUCCGAACUGGAAAAGUUGGAAAAGUUGAAGACAUGGCCUUGCAACAUCUGGAAUUUAGAUGUUAUCGAGGGAGAUGGCAAGGGUACCUUGCUCAUCGAUUUACUCUCCCAGAACAAGGACACCGUCGAGGUUGCAACAACGGAGGAGGAUCGGUUGGCACCAAUUUAUCAACAACUUUUGGGGUUAGAGAUGAAAGAAGGGUGGCGUCCACGCUUAUGGCGCGCAACCCCCUUGCCCAGUGACAUCGGAAUGUCACAUCACCGAAAACCUACUGAACUCAUGUUACAGAUCCACGCAAACAAGGCAAAGGUUGACAGGAUCUCAAGGGAUCCCCGAACAACCCGUGGAAUGAUGGAGAUGACCAGGAUGGGCAAGUAUUACCGCGACUGGAGUGGUUUCAACAUCAACCACCUGUCACUCAACACAAUCAAGGCAACAUCUUCCUACCUGUGGACAUAUAUCCAGGCCCAGAAUGAACUUCUGGGCCUUAUCUUUUCGCCAUCCGAAUUGGAUGCCGAAUUCCCGUAUGAGGAGUUUUUCACUUUGAUAGUGAAACUUGGCCGAGCGAAGACUGCUACCAGCCGGGACGGGCUCAUGGCAAGGGCUGACGAACUCAUAGCAGAAUUCAAAGCGAUGUUCAUCGAUCAGCAAGAAGCACUGCCUGACCUCGAACACUUCUACACGAUGGAGUUUUGGACAUUGGUUGAAAAGGCGGAACUCGAAGCUGGGCUUGUCACACUUGGUAAAGGGAAGAAGAAGCGGGAAAAGGUAUAUCCCGACGAUGUCUUUCAGGUCUUUACCCUGAUACAGAAGGAGCGCUACAUGACAUAUGUGGCCAAAAUCCGUGAAGCGAUUCAGCAUGUCAUCUCUCGUGUUGAGGCACUGUUGGUGCCUCACGUCAAGAUCUCUGCCCUCAAACGAUUCGACCUCCUUUUCUCUGGACAUCUCCAUGACAUCCAUCCCAUCCUCAUGACCACUGGACUCGUCUCAAAAUUUGAGGACUUGAGUGAAAAGUACAGUGAUUGCUUUCGUGAGAUUCAUGCAUGGGUCGACCCCAUUUCAAUUUACCUUCUUGAAUGGCCCAAGGACUAUCCCGCUGAUCGCUCAUACCUGCUCUUUGACUCAUUCUCCCGAGACAAGCUCCUCAAACGUCAUUGGAAUGUUGAACUUCUUUUCACUUUCGAUGUCAUGUCUGACCUUGUGCCACAUUUUGCCAACUGGAUGAUUGAAAUGGAGACUGAUCCAAAAUUCAUCCAUAUUCCACAACGCGAGACUGCAAAGCUGCCAAGGGGCUUCUUCGAAAAGGUUGGCAUUUAUGCUGAAGCCAAAGGGAAAGGCAAAGCCAAGGCCUCGGAAGCGAACCCACCCUAUCCUCCUCGUCCCUCCAAUCACAACAAUGGAAUCUUUGCAUCAGGUCCCCUUGCACUCACUUGGGAACUUGAAUGUGAUAACUUUAAACUUUGCCACGACGUUUUUCACACCUGGAACUCGGCAACUGAGAUUUCCUUACGCCGGGAAUCUCGGAGUUCAAAGCAAAAUGUCCAUCGUGCCAUGUCUGUGUACCCUCUCAUCUCUAUCAGCGAGGGCACAGGGAGCAACGUGAAUCGUUUAUCCUCCAAGUGGAAGAUCGCAAUGUUGCUCUACAUGAUCCACGAUGCCCGGUGCCAUAAACCUUUGAUCCAGACAAAAGGGAUAACGGCAUUGCUUUACACCACCCUCGCUGACAGGAUCAGCAACUUUGGGAUUGAUCCUCAAAGGUUUGACUUUGUCAUCGGUCAUGCGAAGGCUGCAAGGAGUCAGGGGUCAAAAUACCUGGAAAACCCUUCUGCAUUUGUUCGAAACCUUCAGGGUCUCCCAGAAGAAUCUGAGGACGAACCAGAUGAAAGUGACACUCCCCUCUCCCACUACAAGCUGGCACGAAAACAACACCAGGCCAGUAUCCUUUCCAUGCGCAAAGCAUUCCAGAACCUGCCGUGGAUUCACUACCGCAACAAUAUCACAAAUGACAUCGACGAUGACCUCAUUGAGGCAUGGAAUGACUUCGAAAGUGCCCUUCAUCGAUUCAGCAUCGUCCAUGCAGUGAAUUCCGUCCUUAGUGACGAACAGAAAUUUGGGGAUCGGCAGAAGGUGACCAUCUACGAUGAGGAUCUUUCAUCUGGACAAUGGAUCCCUUCGUCUGGCCGGUCGCUCAGGCCUCGCUUUUACAAGGGCUCAGCACAUUUAUUUUCCAUAUAUUAUUAUUAUUUAGACCCGAGCCGACAAGGCAAGGCCCCCCCAGCCUUCUUGAAGGGCCACAGAGACUUCGCCUAUAUCUUUGAUUCCGCUGGGGAGGAGGAUAAUAAGUCUUAUGAUAGCGUCACCUCCUCCGAUGCAUCAUCUGAUAAAUCCUAUGCACCAAAACGCCGGAAGAAGAGCAAACGUCAAGAGGACACCGAGAUGGCAGGAGGGGAUGAAUCACCACAUGAUGGUGCAGCAGAUGAACCAGAACCACCCCAAACCCCCCCAUCGGGCAAGCAAGCUAUGUCUAGCAAACGGUCUCGCCAACCCGCAUCGACAUCAAACUCGCCUUCAUCCCAGCUGGCAGUGAAACGGGGCCGAAUCACCGAGCCCCAAACUGAUUCAAAUCCGCCGCGUCAAAGUUCUCGUCUGAAGGCAGCAACAUCAGAAACAGUGGAUGCUCAGCGAACAGGUCGUUCAGCAAGGUCAAAGUCACGCAAAGGUCCCAAAGGGGACAGCGAUGAACUUGUUGCCAACACAGGCGGCUUGAAAAAGCUCGGUUAUUGA
Messenger RNA from Cantharellus anzutake, 3357 nucleotides. RefSeq lists its product as uncharacterized. The transcript is spliced from 9 exons. NCBI's taxonomy places the organism in Eukaryota, Fungi, Basidiomycota, Agaricomycetes, Cantharellales, Hydnaceae. The record is from RefSeq and is a predicted model, not a curated record. The coding region runs from base 1 to 3357 and encodes 1118 amino acids.